Messenger RNA from Stegostoma tigrinum, 3497 nucleotides. RefSeq lists its product as uncharacterized. The record is from RefSeq and is a predicted model, not a curated record. NCBI's taxonomy places the organism in Eukaryota, Metazoa, Chordata, Chondrichthyes, Orectolobiformes, Stegostomatidae. The coding region runs from base 76 to 492 and encodes 138 amino acids. The transcript has 2 exons.
ACAGAACUGUUGACAAGUGAGACCGAGGAGGAGAGAGAGGAAAGUUUCCAGCAACUCAAAUGCAAUUCAGGAACAAUGAAUUCAGAGAUGGAGAAUGGGACAGCGGCAACUCCGAGCGUUCUUGAGUUUCUGCUGACAACCACAGAGACAUUCCAGAGGACUGAUCUCUCGUUUGAAAACGCAGACCCUCUGCCAAUCAUCAUCGCCUUGAUAUGCAUCUUCCUUCUCUUGGCAACAUGUGUGAGUUUUGUCGCCUUGUGCAAUCCCGCGGGUCUGGAUGCUUCCCGCUACGGCCCCUACGAGUGCAUGCCGUAUCAUGUUGAAGACUCCAGUGAGCCCCGAUUAAAACUAUGGAAGCGCCUGGGUUCCCUGAGGUGCUCGAUAAACAGCCUCCGGCGGAAUCGAUCCUUCCCUCAGCCUCCACAAACUUUCGCAAGUCGUUGUCAGAUGGACCAAAACGAUGCGGACCUCACAGAGUCAACAAAAAUGUAAAGAUUCAGCAAAUGUCGAUUUUGCAAAUAGACACGCCGAGGCCAGAGAGUGGAAGUAAUGAAAGAUUAAUUACUGCUGCAAUCAAUGCUCCAGGACCAGCAAAGGCAAGAUCUCAGUUGUAAUGAGGAUUCAAGAAACGUCCUUCAUUAUACUGAAUGGAUUGUAAUUUAUACAGUGGCCAGCAUCCACGGAGAAAACACAUUGUGCUGCAAUGACUUUAGUCCAUGGUUAACCUUCAGACUAGAAGAUAACUAUGAGCUAAAGGACACAAUGACGCUGUUUGGAAGUUUUCAGCUCAAAAAAAGUUGUUCGCUGUUCUACUGUCACAUUUAGAUUAGAUUAGAUUAGAUUCCCUACAAUGUGAAAACAGGCCCUUUGGCCCAACAAGUCCACACCGUCCCUUGAAGCAUCCCACCCAGACCCAUUCUCCCCCCAUAACCCACACACCUCUGAACACUACAGCAAUUUAACAUGGCCAAUCCACCUAGCCUGCACAUCUUUGGACUGAGGGAGGAAACUAGAGCACCCGGAGGAAACCCACGCAGACACGGGGAGAAUGUGCAAACUCCACACAGACAGUCGCCCGAGGGUGGAAUCGAACCCGGGUCCCUGGUGCUGUGAGGCUGCAGUGCUAACCACUGAGCCACUGUCCCACCCUAAACUAUUGUACAUUAUACAACUGCAAACUCUUUACAGUUUUAUCAUCAGUCUGCAAGGCCCCCAUUCCCCAUCAGCUUUCAUCAGGCAUUCAAACUGACAGCAUUUCCUGUCAUCUUCAGCAUUAGGUUCAUAUUUAAUCCUGAGCAGUUAGAUUUGGGAUUGAACAAACGCAACUGCUUUCAGGGGCAAGUGGAUAGUACAACAGCGAUACAGGUUGCAAUGAUGCCCUGGUCGAUGCAAUCUGAAAUUCUGACUUAAAUUUAAAAACAUUUCCCAGAGGAAAAAUUAUAAAUUAUUUCAAAGGCUCAUUAGAAAUUUCAAAUUUCAUGCAUCCAACAGGAAGUACAGCAGGGCUCCUGAAAGUAUGAAGGCAAAAUACUGUGGAAGCUAGAAAUCUGAAAAAAAAACCCAGAGAAAAUGCUGGAGAAACUCAGCAGGCCUGGCAACACUGGUGGAGAAACAGUUAAUGUUUUGAGUUGACUAUAACUUGUCUUCAGAACUGAUCAAAUGGACCUAAAGUAAAUGACCUGCCACGUGACUAGUGCAAUUAAAUUCUGUUGAAAUUUAUAACAUAUGAAUGCUAGGUAUUUCUGGUAUAAUGCGUGUUUUGUUAACACGAAUUGGCUGUAACGCGACUGAUGAAUAGUGGAUGCUGUUUGGAUAACAUAAACUUUCUGCAGUACAGUGUAGCGAUAAUCUAUAGCAAUUUCCCUAUAACGUGAUUUUCUAUAGUGCAAGGUUGCACAAGAACGCAACUAUUGUGUUAGGUGAAAUGCCUGUACAUAAAUAGAGACAUUGAUGAUUGUCUCAUUUGCAAGGAUUGUCUGAGUGCUGGUAAAAAAAUAGAUUUGAUGGACUUUUGAAGGGACAUGUUAAUUACAGAAGGCAGUUCUUAUCAGUGAAUGCAUGGGAAAGGGUAUGGAAUGUGAUAAUGUCACAGGAUUAGAAAUCCAGAGACCCAGGUGAAUAUUAUAAUGGGAUAUACCUACCAAUUCCACCACAGCAGAUGGUGAAAACUCUGGAUUCAAUUAAUUAAAAACUAGAAAUAUAAAACUAGACUAAUGGUAACCAAUGAGUAUAAAAACCAAGCUGGUUUACUUAUGCCUUUUAGGGAAGGAAAUCUGUCAGCCUACUUGGUCUGCCCUACACUUGACUCCAGACCCACUGCAAAAUAAUUAAUUCUUUUUUUCUAGACAAUUUCUUUCAUCAAAAUGGAAACUGACUUUGCUACGAUAGAGUUAACACAUUAAAAGAAUAACAAAAGAAUCGCAGGGUUUAACGAUUCUGCGGAGUGGAUUAAGCAGCCAAGCUCAGUCUGAAACUGAUAGAAGAGAAUUAACCUCAUGUCCUGCUCUCCUUGGCCUCAACAGCAACAGAAGCGGCCUGAGAUAGCCACUUGGCUUAAUGAGUAUUAGGGAUGGUCAAUAAAUUCUCGCCCCGCCUAUCACGAGUGGAUUUUGUAAAAAAAUGUGUUAUGACCAUUAGAGAUAGUAGGAACUGCAGAUGCUGGAGAAUCUGAGAUAACAAGGUGUAGAGCUGGAUGAACACAGCAGGCCAAGCAGCAUCAGAGGAGCAGGAAGGCUGAUGUUCCAGGCCUUUCUCCUGUGCUGUAAUUUCCAAGUUUGUACGUUCCUGUAUCAUCAGUCUUGACUGGCUCUAGCUUCAUCAUGUUAUUGAGAUUGCUUGGUCUUUUCUCUCCCAGUUCAGAGAAGGUCUACGAGACAAACACCUGGAAUGAGUGGAUUACCUUCUGAUGAAAGGCUACAUAAGCUAGGCAUGUAUCCUCUGGAGUUUAGAAGAGUCAGAGUAAACUUAGCUGAAACACAUAAGAUCCUGAGUGGUCUUGACUGGGCAAAACUAGAACUAGGAGUCAAAUACAAUACAAUACAAAGGGCUGCCCAUUUAAAACAGAGAUGUUUUUUUUUCUCUCUCUCUUGGAGGGCUGCAAAUCACGGUGGGAAAGCGUAUAGAAAGUGCUGAUUUACUCUAUCCAAACCACUUAACCCUCUGAGCACAGAACAGAACAAAAUGAAAACUCAGAAGAUCAUUAAAUCAUCAAUCAUCUAUGGAAGGUAGUCAGAGAAAGUUCCUGGAUGUUAUUGCAUGGCUCACACUUCCACACACCACAAAUCACUCAAUUAUCAUCCCGAAGUAGAGAGAUCAAUGUGCCAAACAGAUCACCAAGUUAAGCCAUGGGAUGCCCAAACCUGGUUGGUCUAUCACUGAAACCAAACUGGGCUUUUCUCACAACGAAACUGAAUUCUUAGCGGUGAAAGAAGGGCAAACCAUCCAGUUCGUCCUUUGAGAUUCACAAGAUGGGGUACAGUCAUAUUAUAAUUGUAAAA